GCAGCAUCAUAUGGAAAUGCUGUUUGCAUUUUUGAACCACUUGGUAUAAAUUCUCAUAAAAGAAAUUCUCAACUAAAGUGUCAGUGGCUUAAAACUGGACAGUUCUUCCUCAGCUCUAUGACUUAUAAUCUGGCAUGGGAUCCUCAAGGUAACAGGCUGCUGACAGCAACUGACUUUUUGCAAUUGUGGGCACCUCCAGCUAGUGACAUCCUAGAAGAAGAUGAAGAUGAUGAUCCUGACAAUCAGAUCAAAGAUGAUAAAGUUCUCCCAGUUCUAAAUGACUGGAAAUGUGUCUGGCAGUGCAAGACUGCUGUAUCAGUACAUUUGAUGGCCUGGUCUCCUGACGGUGAAUACUUUGCAACCGCUGGGAAGGAUGACUGCCUCUUAAAGGUUUGGUAUCCUAUGACUGGUUGGAAAUCAUCUCUUCUGCCCCAAGAGAAUGAAGAAAAGAAAAAAUGCUCAGGGGUUGUCCACUUCUCAUUUGUAUAUUUGGCACAUCCUCGAGCUGUCACAGGAUUUUCAUGGCGUAACAUUAGCAAGUACAUGCCCAGGGGGUUGGUCUGUAAUGUGUUACUCACAUCAUGUCUUGACGGCGUCUGUCGGCUCUGGGCAGAGACGUUGUUACCAGAAGAUACCCUUCUCGGUGAGCAGAUCUGUGAAACUAGCACUUCCAGCAUUAGCAGCACCAUGUCCCAGUCUGGAAAGCAAAAGGACAAAAUACAGCAUGCACUAGAGACAAUUCACCAUUUGAAAAAUAUGAGAAAAGGACAAAGGAGAUCUUCAGUUCUUGUUACCCACACAGAUGUAUUGCCAGAUCAACAGGGCACUCAUGAAGUUCAGCGUCACAUUUCACAUCACGCGAAUGCACUUGGUCACUUCCAUAUAGCAGCAAGCAUCAACCCUAACACAGAUAUUCCAUCAGUCUUGGCUGGAACAGCUUUUAAUAUAGAUGAAGGAAAUGGAGGCUUCGUUGUUCACUGGUUGAAUAAUAAAGAAUUUAAUUUUACAUCCUCUAUUGAAGUAUUUAUGCAGCAUCUAAGAAAAAUCUCUGAACAACUAGAACAAGAUUUUGACAUUGAGGUUGAAGAGGAAGAAGAAAUGGAAGGAAAAGAGAAAGGUUUACAUAUGAAAUUAGAUCAUGACUUGUCUAUAGAUAGAGAAUCAGAGACAGGGACCGGUACAGGCUCUUCAGAACAUGAAGAUGGUGAAAGAGAGGGAAGCCCCAAAACAUCUCUGCUAGCAGGCCCACGCAUGCCUCUUCCGACAGUUUUGUUAGAUCGGAAAAUUGAGCUGCUCCUGACUGAGUGGAACAGAAACCCAGAUAUGCUUUUUACUAUCCAUCCUAUUGAUGGUACCUUUUUGGUGUGGCAUGUGAAAUAUUUAGAUGAAUACACUCCAGGCAUCUUUCGACAAGUUCAGGUUUCAUUUUCUUCUAGGAUUCCUGUUGCGUUUCCAUCAGGAGAUGCUAGUUCCCUUAGUAAAAAUAUUAUGAUGUAUGCUUGCCCAAUCUUUGUAAUAGAUAAUAGUGAUGCUGUACAUCAGAAGACAGUGGACUUUCCAGAUAACACUCUAGCAAAUAAAGGACCAAGCUUCGCCCAAGACAGUGAAAAUGUUAAUAUGAUUUCUCCCAUAGUAAUGAUGAUUUCCAAACAUAUAGAUGGCUCUCUAAAUCAGUGGGCAGUUACGUUUGCUGAUAAAUCAGCUUUCACUACGGUGCUAACUGUAUCACAUAAAUUUAGGUACUGUGGUCACCGUUUUCAUCUCAAUGAUCUAGCUUGCCAUUCUGUGUUACCGUUACUGCUAACAUCUUCCCAUCAUAAUGCCCUAUUAACUCCUGAAUCUGACAGUUCCUGGGACUCUGACAGGAUAAACAGGAUAAUGGAUCCUAUUAAACAUGCGAAAGGUUCUUCUAGGCAGCAACUUAAAAAUGCAGCAACCCGUACGUUCCAUGACCCAAAUGCAAUCUAUAGUGAGCUGAUUCUGUGGCGUGUAGACCCUAUAGGACCUUUAUCAUACACUGGAGGAGUAUCUGAACUGGCUCGAAUUAACUCUCUGCAUACCUCCGCUUUUUCUAACGUAGCCUGGCUUCCAACACUUAUUCCCAGCUAUUGCCUCGGUACAUACUGCAACUCUGCUAGUGCUUGCUUUGUUGCAUCUGAUGGCAAAAACCUGAGACUCUAUCAAGCUGUGGUAGAUGCACGAAAACUUUUAGAUGAAUUAUCUGACCCUGAAUCAUCUAAACUGAUUGGGGAAGUGUUCAACAUUGUAAGCCAACAAUCUACUGCCCGACCAGGAUGCAUUAUUGAACUUGAUGCAAUAACUAACAAAUGUGGCUCAAACACACAAUUGCUCCAUGUCUUUCAAGAAGACUUCAUUUUGGGAUACAGACCACAUAAGGAAGAUGCAGAAGGGAAGGAAACUGAGAUAUUUUUCCAGCCAUCACAAGGAUAUCGUCCACCACCUUUCUCAGAAAAGUUCUACCUUGUAGUAAUUGAAAAAGACAGUAACGGCUGCUCUCUUCUCCAGAUGUGGCAUCUUCAUCUCAAAUCUGUGCAAGCCUGUUUAGCAAAACCAACUGAAGCCACUUCAUCAGAGUAUAAGCUUAGUGUACCUGAGCAGAAGACUGUGGAUUCUUCUCCAGAUAUAUCACCUGGCAUAAGUCCCAUUCCACGAUCUUCAUCAAUUGCUAAUCUUCAGACUGCUAGUAAACUCAUUCUGAGCUCCAGGCUUGUGUAUAGUCAACCUCUGGAUCUUCCUCUUGGUGUAGAAGUAGUAAGAGCAACUCCUUCAGCGGGUCACCUGAGUUCUUCAUCAAUAUACCCAGUCUGCCUUGCACCUUAUUUGAUAGUAACAUCAUGUUCAGACAACAGAGUGCGCUUUUGGAGAUGUACUGUAGAGACAGACGAAAACAGCAAAAACGAAGAAAGGGAAACAUAUCAUUGGAGAAAAUGGCCUUUAAUGAAUGAUGAAGGAGGAGACAACAGCAGUACCGUGAGCAUAGUAGGAAGGCCAGUUGCUGUUAGCUGUUCUUACACAGGCCGUCUUGCAGUAGCGUACAAACAACUCAUACAGCAUAACGGUUUUGUUUCCAAAGAAUUUUCCAUGCAUGUUUGUAUACUUGAGUGUGAGUCAACAGGAGGAUCAGAAUGGGUUUUGGAACAGACUAUUCAUCUGGAUGAUUUAGUUAAGGUUGGAAGCGUACUUGAUUCAAGGGUCAGUGUAGAUAGUAAUUUAUUUGUUUACAGUAAAUCAGAUGCUUUUUUGAAUAAAGACAAAUACCUGGUGCCUAGUAUCAAGCAUUUGGUGCAUUUGGACUGGGUAUCAAAAGAAGAUGGUUCACAUAUCUUGACAGUUGGAGUUGGUGCCAACAUCUUCAUGUAUGGAAGGCUUUCAGGAAUUGUAACAGAUCAAACAAGCAGCAAAGAGGGAGUAGCUGUCAUUACGUUACCACUAGGUGGCAGCAUAAAACAAGGUAUAAAGUCAAAGUGGGUGUUGCUUAGAUCAAUUGAUUUGGUAUCCUCUGUAGACGGCACUCCUUCCCUGCCUGUUUCUCUGUCCUGGGUGAGAGAUGGCAUACUGGUAGUGGGAAUGGACUGUGAAAUGCAUGUUUAUGCCCAGUGGAAACACGCUGUCAAGUUUGGUGAUGGAGAAAGUGAUGUAUUUACUACUGAAGAUGCAACAACACAAGAUCCACUCAAAACAAGCUUGAUAGCGAAGAAGACCAGUGUAAUUGAUGGAGCAGGCAUUGUGGAUGAUGUUUUUGGCACUCCAACUGUAAUUCAGGAUGGUGGCCUUUUUGAAGCUGCUCAUGUUCUUUCACCUACUCUACCCCAGUAUCAUCCAACCCAGCUAUUAGAACUUAUGGAUCUGGGUAAAGUUCGCCGAGCCAAAGCCAUUCUAUCUCAUUUAGUUAAAUGCAUUGCAGGAGAAGUUGCAAUAGUUAAAGACACAGAAGCUGGAGAAGGAACUGGUCCUAAACGCCAUCUUUCUCGCACCAUUAGUGUAAGUGGUAGUACUGCAAAGGAUACCAUCACAGCUGGAAAAGAUGGUACUCGAGACUACACAGAGAUAGACUCAAUUCCCCCACUGCCACUGUAUGCACUGCUUGCUGCAGAUCAGGAUGCCACUUACGUUUCUGAAGAAACCUCUAAAAUACCUCAGGGCUCUGAAGAUCAUGCUAAGAGAAAAACAGAGGAUCAGUACUCAGAUCUAUUCCAGAUUCAGCCUGUUACAACUGAAGACUUUAUUGAUUUUGAGCCUGAAAAGAGGGAGAAUAAAUCCAAAGUUAUUAAUCUGUCACAGUAUGGUCCAACUUACUUUGGCCGAGAACAUGCUAGUGUCCUUUCAAGCCACCUGAUGCACUCAAGUCUGCCAGGCCUCACUCGACUGGAGCAGAUGUUCCUUGUAGCUUUGGCAGACACUGUGGCCACGACAAGCACUGAACUGGAUGAGAACAGAGACAAGAAUUACUCAGGAAGAGAUACCUUAGAUGAAUGUGGCUUACGAUAUUUGUUGGCUAUGCGCUUGCACACUUGCCUUCUGACAUCACUCCCACCUCUGUAUAGAGUUCAGCUGCUUCACCAAGGCCUGUCUACAUGCCAUUUCGCAUGGGCUUUUCAUUCAGAGGCAGAGGAGGAGUUGAUAAAUAUGAUUCCUGCUAUCCAGAAGGGAGACCCGCAGUGGUCUGAGUUAAGAGCUAUGGGUAUUGGUUGGUGGGUCAGGAACAUCAACACGCUCCGAAGGUGCAUUGAGAAGGUUGCAAAAGCUUCAUUCCAGAGGAACAAUGAUGCCUUAGAUGCUGCACUUUUUUACCUUGCUAUGAAGAAAAAGGCAGUGGUGUGGGGUCUGUUUAGGUCCCAGCAUGACGAAAAGAUGACUGCCUUUUUCAGCCACAACUUCAGUGAAGAUAGAUGGCGCAAAGCUGCUUUAAAAAAUGCUUUUGCUUUGUUGGGAAAACAACGCUUUGAACAAUCAGCUGCGUUUUUCUUGCUAGCAGGUUCACUGAAAGAUGCUAUAGAGGUGUGCCUUGAGAAAAUGGAAGACAUCCAGCUGGCUAUGGUUAUUGCUCGUUUAUAUGAAUCGGAGUUUGAAACCUCUGUCACAUACACCUCCAUUCUCUAUGAAAAGAUUUUGGGUUGCAAUAAGGAUGGAGCUGGGUUCAGCUGUACUAGAUUACAUUCUGAUCCAUUUCUGCGAAGCAUUGCAUACUGGAUAGUGAAAGAUUACACUAGAGCACUGGACACGUUAUUGGAACAAACACCUAAAGAUGAUGAUGAAAACCCAGUUAUUGUCAAGUCAUGCAAUCCUGUGGUGUUCAGUUUUUACAAUUACCUUCGGACUCACCCUUUGCUCAUCCGAAGAUACUUCAGUUCACCAGAAGGGACUUUGGCCACCUUAGGUCUAAAAACUGAGAAAAGCUUUGUUGAUAAAAUUAAUCUUAUAGAAAGAAAAUUAUUCUUCACUACUGCAAACGCUCAUUUUAAAGUCGGCUGCCCUGUACUAGCUCUUGAAGUCCUUUCCAAAAUUCCAAAAGUAAGAAAAAAGUCUACUGUAGCUGCAGAGAAAGAGUCGUCUAGUCCUCCAACAGAGGCUGGUGUUUCAGAUUCCAGAGGCCCAGGGGAUGGUGCUGGAAGUGGUGAUAUAGACUGGUCAAAGCCAAUUUCAACUUCUUUAGCUUUGGAAAAUACUUUUGAAUCUUCAGCACAAUUUGACUGGAGUCAGCCAGCAGUAAAAUUUGAUGAUGAGCCCCUUACUCUUGACUGGGGUGAAGACAAAAAUGAGUCAGACGAAGAGGACAAGGAUGUUGGUAUCAUGAUGAAAGAUGCAAAAUCUGAUUCUAAAAGUGGAGAAAAUGAUGAGAGAACCUUAGACAGCAACAUUCCACAAACACCAGAGAUUUCUGAUUCAGGAGAGACUGAGGUUGAUGUUAUUGCUGAACAACUGAAGUUCAGAGCCUGUUUGAAGAUCCUGAUGACCGAACUGCGGACUUUGGCUACAGGUUAUGAAGUAGAUGGAGGAAAGCUCAGAUUUCAGCUGUACAAUUGGCUUGAAAAAGAGAUUGCUGCUAUGCAUGAAAUAUGCAACCAUGAUGCAGGGGGCAAAGACUAUUGUAAAACAUAUACCAAAGUAAGUGGGGAUCUACUUGAUCACGAUGAUAUUACGGACAAGCCAGACAUUGGUUCAUAUGAACGGCACCAGAUAGAAAGACGUAGGUUACAAGCAAAACGAGAGCAUGCUGAGAGACGAAAGUGGUGGCUGCAGAAGAACCAAGCCCUUCUAAGAGUUUUUCUAAGUUACUGUAGUCUUCAUGGGGCGCAAGGUGGUGGUUUAGCAUCUGUGAGAAUGGAGCUGAAGUUCUUGCUGCAAGAGUCACAGCAGGAAACUACUGUAAAACAACUUCAGUCUCCACUUCCAUUACCUACAACACUACCGUUGCUUUCUGCAAGUAUAGCAUCCACAAAAACUGUGAUAGCUAAUCCUGUGCUGUAUUUAAACAACCACAUCCAUGAUAUUCUCUACACUAUUGUGCAGAUGAAAUCACCACCACAUCCUAAUAUUGAAGAUGUUAAGGUGUACACACUUCAUUCUUUAGCAGCUUCACUUUCUGCAUCCAUUUAUCAAGCAUUAUGUGACAGCCAUAGCUACAGCAGUCAAACAGAAGCAAAUCAGUUUACAGGGAUGGUUUAUCAAGGACUGCUUUUGAGUGAUCGACGCAGACUGAGGACAGAGAGUAUUGAAGAGCAUGCAACUCCAAAUUCAUCUCCUGCUCAAUGGCCUGGUGUGAGUUCACUUAUAAAUCUCUUAAGUUCAGCUCAGGAUGAAGAUCAACCAAAGUUAAACAUCCUACUUUGUGAAGCUGUUGUAGCUGUCUACCUAAGUCUCCUUAUACACGCCCUUGCAACAAAUUCAUGCAAUGAAUUAUUUCGACUAGCAGCCCAUCCUUUGAACAGUCGAAUGUGGGCUGCUGUGUUUGGUGGAGGAGUGAAACUUCUUGUAAAACCUCGAAGGCAGUCAGAAAAUAUUCCAGCACCACCUCUUCCAUCAGAAGAAAUGGAUAAACAUCGCCGUCGGUUUAAUAUGCGAAUGCUUGUGCCGGGAAGACCGGUGAAAGAUAGCACGGUACCGCCCCCUGUACCUGCAGAGCGACCCUCUUACAAAGAAAAGUUUAUCCCUCCAGAGCUCAGCAUGUGGGAUUACUUUAUGGCAAAGCCAUUUCUUCCUUUAUCAGACAGCGGUGUUAUAUACGAUUCUGAUGAAAGCAUUCACAGUGAUGAGGAAGAGGAUGAUGCAUUCCUUUCUGAUGUACAGAUCCAGGAACACAAAGAUGCCAAUUCUUACAGCUGGGCUCUUCUGCAUCUGACAAUGGUAAAAUUAGUUCUCCACAAUGUUAAGAACUUCUUUCCUAUUGCUGGGCUGGAAUUCACUGAUCUACCUGUAACAUCACCACUGGGCAUUGCUGUAAUAAAAAAUUUGGAACACUGGGAACAGAUUCUUCAAGACAGAAUGGACCAGUUUGAAGGCCCACCACCAAACUACAUCAAUACUUAUCCUAGUGACAUUGGUGUAGGUGCAGGACCAGCUAUUCUCCGUAAUAAAGCAAUGAUUGAACCUGAAAACACACCAUUCAAAUCAAAGGAUUACUCAGCUCUUCCAGCAAAAAGGCUCUGGCAUUUUCUUGUGAAGCAAGAACUUCUUCAGGAGACUUUCAUAAGAUAUAUAUUCACAAAGAAAAGAAAGCAAAGUGAGUCUGUAGAAGAUCGUGUGGAGCAGGUCAAACAAAACUGCGUAGCAGAAGAUCACAAAAACAAGGUUGAAGCAGAUCUUGGUUACCCUGGAGGAAAAGCAAAAAUCAUUCACAAAGAAUCAGAUAUGAUAAUGGCAUUUGCAGUUAAUAAGGCAAACAGCAACGAAAUUGUAUUGGCAUCUACACAUGAUGUUCAAGAACUUGAUAUCUCAGCUCUGCUGGCUGCUCAGUCAUUUAUAUGGAUUGGAGAAGAAUAUGACAGAGAAUCUAAAAGCUCUGAUGAUAUUGACUUCCGUGGUUCUACCACAACCUUAACUCAGACAACUGCACCAUCUUUUGGAGUGAAUCAGAUACAACCAUCCCCAUCUAUGCCGUGGUUAGGCAGUGGUCAAACUAGCACUGGAGCUGGCGUGCUUAUUAAAAGAAAUCUGAAUAACGUCAAGAGAAUGGCUUCACAUCCAGUCCAUCAGUAUUAUCUUACAGGAGCACAAGACGGUAGUGUUCGAAUGUUUGAGUGGACAAGGCCACAGCAACUGGUAUGCUUCCAGCAGGCUGGGAAUGCCAGGGUUACAAGAAUGUAUUUCAAUUCCCAGGGCAACAAGUGUGGUGUUGCUGAUGGUGAAGGAUUUCUAAGUAUUUGGCAAGUUAACCAAACCACUUCAAAUCCUAAGCCCUAUCUGAGUUGGCAGUGCCACAGUAAAACCACCAGUGACUUUGCAUUUAUAACCUCUUCAAGUCUAGUUGCUACAUCGGGACAGUCCAAUGAUAACAGAAACGUGUGCCUCUGGGACACUCUGGUUUCAUCUGGUAACAGUCUUAUACAUGGCUUCACUUGUCACGAUCACGGUGCCACAGUACUUCAGUACGCACCUAAACAUCAACUGCUGAUUUCUGGAGGUAGGAAGGGAUACAUCUGCAUCUUUGACAUCCGACAGAGGCAAAUCCUUUACACCUUUCAAGCACAUGAAUCGGCCAUUAAGGCCCUGGCACUGGAUCCUUCUGAAGACUAUUUUGUUACAGGCUCAGCAGAAGGUAACAUGAAGGUGUGGAGACUGACUGGCUAUAAUUUAAUUCAUUCAUUUAAAAAUGAACAUGCUAAGCAGUCCAUUUUCAGAAAUAUUGGUGCUGGUGUCACCCAGAUUGAAAUUGUGGAAAGCAACCGUAUCUUCUCCUGUGGAGCAGAUGGCACGCUGAAAAUGAGGGUUCUUCCCAACGCUUUCAAUGUACCUUCAGGCAUUUUUGACAUUCUGUAGCGUUACGUGAGCUAAUCCUGUUUUUAUAUA
This is a messenger RNA of Apaloderma vittatum (bar-tailed trogon), 9027 nucleotides long. It is a transcript of the gene DMXL2, whose product is annotated as Dmx-like 2. The record is from RefSeq and is a predicted model, not a curated record. The transcript is spliced from 42 exons. Gene Ontology annotation, biological process: vacuolar acidification. Gene Ontology annotation, molecular function: protein binding. NCBI's taxonomy places the organism in Eukaryota, Metazoa, Chordata, Aves, Trogoniformes, Trogonidae. Bases 118 to 8997 code for a protein of 2959 amino acids. Gene Ontology annotation, cellular component: RAVE complex.